AUGGGCCAGUCGCUGCCCACAUUCCCCCCAUCCCCUGGGACCGCGGGGACCACGCCGGCCAUCAGCUCCACCACAGGGGGAUUCUGGUCCAGCUUCACCCGCAGCUUCUCUGCCAGCGAUUAUGAUGAUCCAAUUAGGGAGCUUUUCCAGGUGACCCUGACGCGGCACCGCUCCCUGCGAAAGUCUCUGCGGGACCGCGGGCAGCCCUGCCACUUCUGGAAAGCCCACAGGCUCGACAUGGUGCAGUACAGCGAGGACUGCGCUGCCUUCGCAGAGACCAACGAGCCCCUCAUCAACUACCUGGACAUGGAGUAUUUCGGGCAGAUUUCCAUCGGGACCCCCCCCCAGAACUUCACCGUGAUAUUCGACACGGGCUCCUCCAACCUCUGGGUACCGUCUGUCUACUGCGUCAGCAAAGCCUGCGCUGAGCACGCCAAGUUUCAUCCGUCAGAGUCCAGCACGUACCAGGCGAUAGGGACCCCCUUCUCCAUCCAGUAUGGGACCGGCAGUUUGACGGGGGUCAUCGGAUCUGACCAAGUAGUUGUCGAGGGCCUCACCGUGAGCAACCAGCAGUUUGCCGAGAGCGUCAGCGAGCCAGGAAAAGCCUUCCUGGACGCCGAGUUUGAUGGGAUCCUGGGGCUGGCUUACCCCUCCCUGGCUGUGGAUGGGGUCACCCCCGUCUUCGACAACAUGAUGGCACAAAAUCUGGUGGAGCUGCCCAUGUUCUCGGUCUAUAUGAGCACGAACCCCGAAUCCUCCCUGGGAGGAGAGCUGCUCUUUGGUGGCUUUGACCCCUCCCGCUUCACGGGGACCCUGAACUGGGUGCCAGUCACCCAACAAGGGUACUGGCAGAUCCAGCUGGACAACAUCCAGCUGGGUGGGACAGUGGCUUUCUGCGUGAACGGCUGCCAGGCCAUCGUGGACACCGGGACGUCGCUCAUCACGGGUCCCACCAAGGAUAUAAAAGAAUUGCAGAGCUCUAUUGGUGCCACGCCAGUGGACGGAGAGUACGCCGUGGAGUGCAGCAACCUCAACGUGAUGCCUGACGUGACCUUCACCAUCAACGGGCUCCCCUACACGCUCAGCGCCCAGGCCUACACCCUCAUGGAGUCCAGCGACGGCAUGACCUUCUGCACCAGCGGCUUCCAGGGGAUGGACAUCGCCCCCCCCGCCGGACCCCUCUGGAUUUUGGGCGAUGUUUUCAUCCGUCGGUUUUACUCCGUCUUUGACCGUGGAAAUAACAGGGUGGGGUUGGCCCCCGCCGUCCCUUAG
Molecule: messenger RNA, 1272 nt
Organism: Charadrius vociferus (killdeer)
Lineage: Eukaryota; Metazoa; Chordata; Aves; Charadriiformes; Charadriidae
Gene: CTSE
Product: cathepsin E
Exons: 10
Coding region: 1-1272 (423 amino acids)
Biological process (GO): proteolysis
Cellular component (GO): endosome
Molecular function (GO): aspartic-type endopeptidase activity
Source: RefSeq, a predicted model, not a curated record